AAGGCACCGACAACCAGGUCGCCGAUUAUAAGUAUAUAUGGCCUAGAUUCACAAUCUACCUUAAAUCUAGAAGAAUGGGACAAACUCGCUGUUGACAUUGACCUAAAUACUAUUAGACUCAAUACGACGAUUUCCCCUAACAGCGACGAUACCCAUAUAAACAACGGUCCACCUCCCCUCUCUGAUCCACAUAAAGAUGACCUCCAAACCUCUACUCCCCAAACUAAUUGUGAGCCCAAUAACGACCCUGACCUCAUCAUAACCAAUGUCCACAACCUAUCCUGGUCUCAGAUCCUUGAGAUUCAACAAAUCCUUCGAGAAAACUUACCGAUACCGCAAAUAUACCAGAACAUUAUCCACAUAUUUACGUGGGUUAACAACAAUUUUUAUAUCUUUUACCACCAGCAACUUCAUCACAUUUUAACUGACAUCGACUAUAUUCACAAAGCCACUUUAGUACACAACAGAUUCCAUUCCUGUCAUCGUGUACUUGAACAAACCAUGACUCAAGAAAAGUAUUGGAAUCCCAAACACUCGAUAUUAUUACUGGAUAUAGUUCGGAACUGCCAACACUGUGAGAAAUACCAACGUUUCAUCGACUUACCAGUCGAACUACCAAAAAUGAAAGUUACUCCACCACUCACCCGAUGGCAUUUCGAUUUUGCAGGACCUUUCCCAUCUUCGAAUGAUUAUCAAUAUUUCAUUCUCGCAGUAGAUUAUACUUCGAAUAUUACAGUUACGAAACCUAUUAAAUCACCUGACUCCAGAGCGGUUAGCUUCAACAUAAAUAUGGUAACAUUUUCACCAUCGAUCAAUUGGCGAUUGACUAUUUCAUCUUCUGCUAUUGAAGAGGCCUUCUGGAAGUUGAAAAAUUUGUAG
Vanderwaltozyma polyspora DSM 70294 is the source of this 879-nucleotide messenger RNA. RefSeq names its product Tkp3 protein. NCBI's taxonomy places the organism in Eukaryota, Fungi, Ascomycota, Saccharomycetes, Saccharomycetales, Saccharomycetaceae. Gene Ontology annotation, molecular function: nucleic acid binding. The annotation marks the transcript as partial. The record is from RefSeq and is a predicted model, not a curated record. The transcript has a single exon.